Molecule: messenger RNA, 3216 nt
Organism: Atta colombica
Lineage: Eukaryota; Metazoa; Arthropoda; Insecta; Hymenoptera; Formicidae
Product: E3 ubiquitin-protein ligase AMFR-like
Exons: 8
Coding region: 647-2470 (607 amino acids)
Biological process (GO): ubiquitin-dependent protein catabolic process; protein K48-linked ubiquitination; endoplasmic reticulum unfolded protein response
Cellular component (GO): ubiquitin ligase complex; cytosol; endoplasmic reticulum
Molecular function (GO): ubiquitin binding; ubiquitin protein ligase activity
Source: RefSeq, a predicted model, not a curated record
UGUCGUUAAUAGACACGCUGUUCUCUUUCUCUCCUUUUUCUCACCGGUCUAUACCUCCCCGGCUUCGGCUCCGGUGCAUUCAGGUGCAUCGUUGCUCUUUCCCUCGCGUUCCCUCGUGACGCGGUCACCGCGUGCUCCAGCGUGUUCAAAAAAAUUAUCAUCAGAUUUACACGGUUUGACACAAGUAUUUGGCAUAAAGUGCCACGGUACAAGUGCCGUUAUCCGCAUCAAUUGGCGCUAACAUCUUGUAGGUAUUCCUGGCUGCUCCUAGCUCUCUCCAUCCUUUCUUCCUUCUAUCAUAUCAAGCUAAUACCAAGCCGGUACAAAUAAAUAACAAAGUUACAUUGAUUUUCUGUUUCGUCUCUGUGAGCAUCGUGUUGAAAUGCUCGUGAUGUGCCCAAAGACCGGACGUCUUGUGGCAAAUUACAAAUGCACCAGGCGCGAUAUUUUAUUUACAGAUGGCAAUUUAUCUUGAUGUUAAUAAACAAGCGCAUAUGUCAUAAUUUACUCGUGAUAAGAUAUUUGCGGGAGAUAUUGCACUGAAGAUAUUGCACAUGACGAGAAUCACGUUGUAUUGCACACAUACUAUCUAAUUAUUUAACAAGUGUUUUAACACACAAGUGGAAAUUCCGAAAUUCUUCCAAUCAUGCCGAUGGAAUUUUUGGAGCGGUUACCAUUUCCAAAUCUUCGAGUGUAUGCCGCCAUAAGCGUCACCAUACUUUCCUUUUCUAUAUACUAUGCCACUCAAAUAAUCAAGGAUCCUGCUUGGAAAACGAAUCAUACGCAUGUUGAUAUCGGAGUCCAUUCUGGAGAUGACAUUCUCGAUCCGACUGAUCCGAGAAGUCUUGGCACACACUUUAAAGAACUCUUGGAAUGUAUGGUGAUGGAACCUGUCUGUGUUUGGACUUUAGUCAACAUGGCUAACUGCAUGUUGAUUCUCCUUGGCAAAACCAUCCAAAAGCUUGUAUUUGGCGAACUACGUGCCUCAGAGAACCACCAUUUGAAAGACAAGUUCUGGAAUUUUCUUUUUUACAAGUUUAUCUUCGUUUUUGGAGUUUUGAAUGUACAAUACAUGGACGAAAUUGUACUCUGGUGUGUAUGGUUUUUGGCGCUUGGCUUCCUGAGUCUUCUUAGCCAACUUUGUAAAGAUCGAUUUGAAUAUCUGUCCUUUUCACCCACCACGCCAGGAUGGAGUCAUGCGCGACUUCUCGUAUUAUUGGCGGCAAUACUUGUGCUAUCUUCCUUCAUGCUUUUAUUCUGCAUCGCUGCAGCUUUCUUUUUCAUAUCUUUCAAUACUUUUGCUUUUAUGGCAGCUGAGUGUAUUCUACUUGGAGUCCGUACGAUUCACGUGAUGUUACGCUAUUUGAUUCACCUGUAUGAUACUCGUGGUGCCGGCACUUCGGCGCAACGAUCUUGGGAUAAACGUGGUCCAUUGACUUACUAUACGGAUUUGAUUUCGGAAUUAAUUGUGCUGGCAGUCGACUUUUUUCAUCAUGUUCACAUGCUUUUGUGGAGUAACAUCCUUUUGAGUAUGGCAUCGCUAGUAAUAUGUAUGCAAUUGAGAUAUUUGUUCUACGAGAUACAACGGAGAAUUACAAAACAUAGAAACUAUUUGGCUGUACUAAAUCAUAUGGAACAGAAUUAUCCAAUGGCAUCACAAGAUGAGUUAGCCGAAAACUCUGAUAACUGCGCCAUAUGUUGGGAGAAGAUGGAAAACGCUCGUAAAUUACCCUGUACGCAUUUGUUUCACAACUCAUGCUUACAAUCUUGGUUAGAACAGGAUACAUCAUGUCCCACGUGUCGAUUGGGUUUGAGUAUGCAAGCGAAUCAUAGAGAGAACACUCUAGAGAUACCUCCUGAUCCACAAACCCCUACGAGAAGAAAUAGUAACCAUUUUUUCCUCUUUCUCGAUGCAUCGAGAUAUGUAUCUUGGUUACCUAGUUUUUCCGUCGAGGUCUCGCACAACAGAUUACGUGGUAACAUAUCUACAUUUGCACAUACUAAUUCCCAGAUGGACGCAAUGGCGAGACAGGUACAACUACUUUUUCCUCAUUAUCCUCGCAAUAUAAUCCUAGAAGAUCUUAGAAUGACUCGAUCGGUUGAAUGGACAAUUGAGAAUAUACUUGAUGGAAUAUUAACUAUACCACACCAUUUAAUCGAAGAACCGCAAGAAGAAUCCGUCCCACAAAUGCAAACGAUUGUGACAAAUAUUACGCCCAGCUCUUCGAUCCAAAAUUCAUCGGAUCCUAGAUUCGAUAUUCCUUUUGCCGAUAGUGGAGAAGAACCUUCGAGUCUUGGUGGUCGUUUUUCGAAAUCAUCUGCUGAGAGAGAACUUAUACUUCAACGACGAAAAGAACAUAUGAGAUUAACAGCACGGAGAAGGUAUUUGGAAAAACAUCGGAAAUCCGAGAUUGAUUCGACAAAUUCGCAGAUAACGAAUACUGAAAAUAUUGAAAAUACUAUAUCCUAGAUAUAAGCAGAAAUAAGAUUGAUUAAUAUGAUUUUGAAUUCAAAUUACUCAGAGCUUCGUAGUUGAUAUGAAAUUGACAGAUGUACAUUUUUUUUUUUUUUUUUUCGAAUACGAAAUAAGAUUGUGGAACAAAGCAGUGCAUAUUUUUUGUUUGUUGAUGACUAAUUAUUAAAUAUAGCAAGAGCUAUCGAAAAAUCUCUUUGUGUAUUUAAUAAUUAGUGCUUUAACCUUCUGAAAACAACAAAUUAAAGUCGCAGUCAAGAGAUUAGAUAUGACAUUUAGAAUAUUGAGAGGUUGUGAACGAUAUACUCAUGAACGAUUAGUAUUGAACCAAUUACUCAAUGCCAUCAAGUUAUGAUGAAAGCUACAAUGAGACGACUAAAUUAUAAUAGAAGAGGUUAAGAUUUUUACGUAAUUUAAAUCAAUGCUAAUAAAUACCUACAGCAACAUGUAAUACACACGCGUAUUAAAAGAAAAAAUUGUUAGAGAGAGAACAACUUUAUUGGAUUUUGUAAAGAUCUUAAGCUGCAUUGUCGUCCACUUUCUAACGAAUUAAAAUUUUUGUUUUAAAGCUUUCUACUUUUCUUUUAUAUUUUGCAUAAUUUGUAAAAUAAUCUUUAUAAAUUUAUAAAUUGGAAAGAGAGAGGGAGGGAGGAGAUAUUCGAUUAUAAAUAGGUACAUUAAAUGUUAAUAUAAUGAAUGUAUUUAGUGCCAUAAAUAAAUUGAAGUGACACGUGCCAAUUUAA